AUGGUAGCGCAGAAGAAAGGUCGUGGCGCUAAAAACCAAGCAGCGAAGGCUAAGGCCGCCGCCCAGGCUGUAGAAGAACCAGCACCCGAGAUGGAGACCUCCGAACCCGUAGAGGCGGAGGACAACAACGGCGAAGCUGAACAAAUCGAGCAUAGCGAAGAUGGUGCCGGUGACACCAGCGUCGCCGAGGGCAGCGGGGACGCCGACCAGAGCCAGGACAACGUCGAAGGCGAUGCCGCCGGCGAUGAUAAGAAAGAGGAAAAAGUGGAGUCUGGUAAAAUACUAGUUGAGAACCUCCCGUCGACGUACCUGUUCGACUACCAGGAGAAACUCAAGGAGUUGUUCUCAAAACACGGAGAAGUUACCAAUGUCAAACGUGGUCCAAUCAUUGUAACUGAACUGACCACAACUCCGACAUUAUCGGCAAUAGUCGAAUUCCAAAACAAAGAGUCUCUGGAAAAGGCGAUGUCCGAGGAGGGCACCGUGCUAGAAGGCAGCCGGAUCACCGUGUCGGUGGAGUCCCGCGCCGAGACCGCCGUGCUGGUUGGCGUGCCCUACGAGGCCAGCACUGAGUACGUCAAGUUGCUGUUCUCGCAGUGCGGCGAGGUCACACACAUACACGAGUUCAGCAAGACCAAGUACAAAAUACUGCGAGUAACAUUCCAAGACAAGGAUUGUGUGGACAAAGCUCUAAAGCUGGAUCGCGAGCUGCGCAUCAACGGCUUCCUUGUUACCGUCUCCAAGUACCGCGACGAGGACGAACAGAAGGCACACAACGCUGCCAACGUUAAUAAGAACAAGAGGCAGCACCCGAACCAGCAACAGAACAGGAAUAACUCCAACACGAACACAAACUCCAGUCCCAACUCCAACCGCGCCAACAACUUCCGCGCUCGCGGCGGAGCCUUCAACGCGAGGGGCAACUUCAGAGGAGCGCGCGGCCGUGGUGGUUUCGGAGGUCGCGGCGGUGCAUUCCCUCGCGGAGGGUUCGCUCCAGUCAACACGUACAUGCCGCCUCAAGGCUUCAUGGGCCGCCCGCAGGGUGGGUUCAUGAACGACGGCCAGCGGCCAAACAAGCGACUCCGGCAAAUGUAA
Messenger RNA from Spodoptera littoralis (African cotton leafworm), 1095 nucleotides. NCBI's taxonomy places the organism in Eukaryota, Metazoa, Arthropoda, Insecta, Lepidoptera, Noctuidae. The record is from the annotation of a GenBank genome assembly.